Messenger RNA from Schistosoma rodhaini, 1382 nucleotides. NCBI's taxonomy places the organism in Eukaryota, Metazoa, Platyhelminthes, Trematoda, Strigeidida, Schistosomatidae. The record is from the annotation of a GenBank genome assembly.
CUUAGAAAAUCAAUCAAUAUAUAUGUCACUAUAAAGUUACUAAACCGAUCAUAAAAUCAUCCUUUCCUUCUCAUAAUGUGUGAUUACGUGUGUUAAGGGAAGUGUUUAUACUAAAAAAUGUUUUAUGCCUCUGGGUUGGACCACUCAAGGAUUUAACCUUGAGUGUGUUUAAUUGACUUACUUUUUCACGAUUUCAUAGUGUAAUGAAAAAGCGCUGUUUUCGAGGUUUCGGAUGUUUACGGUCGGCUGAUAAUGUAACUACUGCCAUCCGAAAAAAGUUGGUUAUUGUUGGUGAUGGAGCCUGUGGGAAAACAUGUUUACUUAUUGUUUUCAGCAAAGAUCAAUUCCCAGAAGUCUACGUUCCAACAGUAUUUGAAAACUAUGUGGCUGAUAUUGAGGUUGAUAAUAAGCAAAUAGAACUAGCUUUAUGGGAUACUGCUGGUCAAGAGGAUUAUAAUCGACUUCGCCCAUUAUCCUACCCAGACACCGAUGUAAUCUUGAUGUGCUAUUCUAUUGACAGCCCUGACAGUUUAUCUAAUAUCAAAGAGAAAUGGAUACCGGAAGUUAAACACUUUUGCCCAAACACACCAAUUAUAUUGGUUGGAAACAAGAGUGAUCUCAGAUAUGAUGAUAAAGUUGUCAACGAACUUGCCCGUUUAGGUCAACAUCCAGUUACAUCUAGCGAGGCAAAGGCAGUAUCUGCCUAUAUUGGCGCUUACGGAGAAAUUGAAUGUUCGGCGAAAACCAAAGAAAAUGUACGUCAAGUAUUUGAACUAGCCUCUAGAGCAUGUUUAAAAAUACAGAAAAAACAUAGAAAAAGUUAUAAAUUAUUUUGAACUUUAUCUUUCUUUACUUCUUCUUUAUUUCCAAUAGAUAAUCUAAUAAUAUUGUUUAUCUAACUACUAACCUAUUUAUUUCUGGCUAGUAAGUGUUUCUUUCACUUUGAGAUGAUGGAUAAAUAACUGAACACAAUGAAUACAAGAAAAAAACUACUGACUACCUUCUCACAUUCCUACUUCUCAUCUUCAGUUGAUCUUGUUCCGUCGACAUUGCUGCGUCAAGUACUGUUCGUUUUAGGUUGUUACAUCUUUUUAUAGUGUUGUUGUUUUUUAUUGUUACCAUCAUUAUGUGUACUUUAUUUAUUUCAUUUAAAAAAAUUGAUCUUUUCUUAUCAACAACUAAUGUCAAUAUAUGUGAGUAUGUAUUAUCCACUUAAUGAUAAUCAUUUGUAUAUCUCAUUUCAAUGCUUAUUGUUCUACUUUAAAAUGAACAGUUAUUUGUAUAAUGAAUUAUUUUUGAUUAUUCAUUGUGUGCACGUGUGUGCGUGUGUGUGUUUAUUAUAAAUUCCUAAAUAAAAAAAGUGUCUUAUAUCGGUUUUUCUC